This is a messenger RNA of Nicrophorus vespilloides, 5269 nucleotides long. It is a transcript of the gene osp, whose product is annotated as protein outspread. NCBI's taxonomy places the organism in Eukaryota, Metazoa, Arthropoda, Insecta, Coleoptera, Silphidae. Gene Ontology annotation, molecular function: actin filament binding. Gene Ontology annotation, cellular component: actin cytoskeleton. The transcript has 10 exons. Bases 470 to 5086 code for a protein of 1538 amino acids. The record is from RefSeq and is a predicted model, not a curated record. Gene Ontology annotation, biological process: actin filament organization.
GGGAUUUAGUGAGUUAUUCUAUGGGGCAUGCCGUGGCCGAUUAUUUAGUCCUCGGAUUAGUUCGAGUAGAAGUUUCGUGGCGAGUGUACGUGCCUCAAAUGGAACGGAGCAUUUGCAAUGCUUACUUGGGGAAAAAAGUAGGAGUCAAUAAGUGAAGAACAGGUGUAUAUAGAUAUUAUAUACGUUGCAGACGGUCUCGCAUGCAUAUGAUUUCGUACCGGUAUUCGUAGUUCGUGUAUUUUUUUUACAUAUAUUAUUUUUCGCCCUCCUCUCGGACCGUCUUUCUCGCUCUCUGGAUUCAGUAAAUUCCGGGCAUACGCGCACACACACAAUGUUAUUCGGUAUUCUUCGAAUCUUUGGUGAUGAUCCUGUGGGUGAUGGGUGACAUGUGCGUUGCUACAACUAAGGCCACCACCACUUCCAUCGUCAACAGCCAAUAAGUCCGGUCAGCAGCCAGCCUGACUUAGUUAUGUCUCACUGCAAGAAAUUCACCCCGAAUAUAUUCAACAAGAUCAAAUGUUCCAAUUGCUUUCGGCAGAAAGAGGAGCACUCGGCCGAGGCCCUGGAAUGCAACCGAGCCAGUCGGUCUAUAGCCCGAAGUGGAUACCUGUUUGUGGCCCCCGACUGGGACUUCUCUGUGCCCCUCAAUAGGACGAAGAGGUGGCAGAGACGCUGGUUUGUGCUAUACGACGAUGGGGAGUUGAAUUAUUCCGUAGACGAACACCCUGAGACAGUUCCACAGGGAUCCGUAGACAUGUCCCAAGUCCUGGAGGUCACCGGCGCAGAGCAAAUUACAGGACACCCUCAUUCGCUUGCAUUAACUGGUCCCGAUAGGGUGACAUUCGUGAAGGCGGCCAGCAGGGAAGAUGCUCGAUGGUGGGCGGAACUUCUAGCCGUUUUCCCGCGUCGUCACAAACGGAAUGCCACUUUCCCUGGUGGCAGAGCAUCUCCUUCAUUGCCGCAAUUGGGACGCAGCGCAUCGCCACAACCACCACGGCCGAGACAUCUUUCCUGCACGGGCCCCAGCCCUCGUACCAACUUCACAACGCCACCCCUCAAAGAGGAACGCGAGUCACCUAACAGAGAGGAUGUCAGGCCCAAAUGGCCGCAUGAUAUCUCAACCAGCGUUCCAUUAACAAUCGAACCAACUCCUAGUCCAAGAAUUGAUUAUGUGAUGAGUUCCGGGUCUCCUCCGACUCGCGAUAAGCUGAGAUGUGAGGAUAAGGCCCAAGCGCGGGUGCGCCAAGAUUGGAGGAAGGAGAGAUUCCGAGACAUCGCAACGGCUCUCACAGACAGGUCGCCUGAAUCCAGCCUUGCAUUACCGGCCGAAGGUUUGCUGCACCUAAAAAAGGGUUGGCUGUGGUUUAAAGAUCAUAACAACGGUGAAUGGCAGCGCCUCUGGUGGGUUCUGUGCGGACCGACGUUAAGCGCUUACAAAGAUCAAGAUGAGCAGGCGAUUCCGGAAGUUUCAGUCGAAUUAAGCACUGUCACGAAUUACAGUGAGAUACAAACGGAAACACGUUACGGAUUCCAAAUCCAAUGGUCUGGACCGACGUUAACUCUAAGUGCGAUUACCUCCAGUAUACGUUCGAACUGGAUGCAGGCAUUCAAAAAGGCGGCUCCUAAUACAGAAGCACCAUCCACUCCGGCCACGCCUCGUUCGGCACUUCUUUCGAGUGACGAAGAAUAUCGAACAGCUUCCGAAGGAGGCCGAAGAGAUUCCGAAGAUUGGAGCGAAUACAAUCCGACAUCACCGAUGGAGAAAAAAACAUUGCUAGGUAGGGUAAGAGACAGGAACCGUCUAAGACCCAAAUUACCUCGCAGCCAAUCGAGACAAUCAACUGUGGACAGUGUAUCAACAGAUGAACUGGACACUGGUUUUAAAGACAACGAUCAAACCAUGACUGCUGAAGUUGACGACCUCAAAAAACAACUGACGAACGCCUCGAACGAUUUACAAAUGCUUGAAUCAGAAAUCACACGACUUAAGAAACAACAAACCGACUCUGUUAUUCGUGAGAAACAAUCCAAAGAAUCAAUAUAUAAUUUAGAAAUGAUCGAAAAGGAACUGUCUCAAAAGAUAAAGCAUGCCGAUGAAAAAUUCUCGAAGGAACAGAAAAUUUGGAGUAGGCGGAUAUCAGACUAUGAACGAGAUGUUAGUGAAGCCGAAGACAAGUGCAAUUCAUUGUCACGCGAAUUACAGACAAAGCAACGAAUUGUAACCAGUUUGCAAGAGGAAUUAAAAUGCGCAAAUGAAAGACUGUCUCGACAUCGUCUCGACAACGAUCGUAUGUUCAAAAAACUACAAGAAAUCGAAGGCAAGAACUUGAACAAAUCAAAACGAAUGGCUUCAUUGACCGACUUGACUGAUAUCGAUCUGGAUAUAGAUUUAGAUAACCUCAACCAAAACGAACUUAUCGAACAGUGCAUUGAUUUGCGGAGCAGAUUCGAAAAAGCUGUGGUUGAAAUUCGCGCAGUCAAGAAAGAAUUACGCGAAUCUCAUUUGAAAUACGACGAAUUAGAGUUAGAAAAUGUCAGCCUUAAAUCUAGUUUAGACAUGGCAGAACAAGAAUCCCAAGCUCAGUCUACUUUAAUGGCAAGUCGAGUACAGGAUUUGACAAAUAAAUAUGCAACCGUUGAAAAACAAGCGAGAUCUUUGAAAUCAAAACUACAAGAUUCUAGAGAGAAGAGAAGAUCACUAUCGCUCAAAGGGAGAGAAAAUUUUUCGAUAAAUAAAGAGGUUGAAGAUAAGGUGACGGAAUUGGAGGCGAAAAUUUUAAGCUUGGAACACGGUAGGUCACGUAGGAAACACAAAAGAGAUAGAAGUACCGAAGUUUCCUCUCCUAUAGAGGAUAAAGUUUUAAGAAGAAUUCGAAGGAAGUCCUUAGACAGCGCUACAUCUUCCGAACCAAUGAAACUCUUGAUGCGUUUGAGCGCUUUAGAAACGAAAGUGAAUCUGGUCAACACAUCCAACGAAUCGCUCAUGAAUAAUAGUUUUAACGAAUUAAACAAGACUGAAGAUACCAAUAAUAUUAUAAGUGCUGAUAGUAUUUUAAGAUUAGCUAAAGAUAAAUUUGUCGAUUGUCGAAAAACUUUAACACAACACAUCAAGAAAAAAGACAUUGACUGUUUAACAGCUUUGGAAACGUGCUUUGAUGAAUUAGAUAAUAUAUUUAAAAUUAAAUUUGGUGAAUCUGAGAUAAGUGUUGUGAGCAUGUCUGCAAAAUCCGUUGUUCUACAACUUGAAAAUCUUCUGAGAGAAAAAUUGAAGGAUUUAGAGGAAAAGAAAAAUGUGCUAAGAGAAGCAGGUGAACUGGAUCAAAAUGCUAAAAUGGAAAUUUUCGCGGAAAAAAUAGCUUUCGAAAAUUUAGUAAUUGGUCGCAUCGAAGAAGCUGUCAAGUUGCAACUAACAUCAGACAACAGCUGCGAACGAUUAUUAUCUAAAGAGACAGUGGAGACUGCAAAUCUUUUGGCAAAAUUAGAAUUGAAAUUGACUGAAGAAUCCAGAUUCGAGACACCUAAUUGCCUCACGAGCAUUGCUAGUUUAACCAAAGUUUUGACAAAACGCUUAUUAUAUUGCGCAAAUGGCCUUACGUAUCCCAAGGCCGUGCCUAUCCCAAGAAACUUGAUACCUGCAAUCAAAUAUUUAGAGGAAGAACAAAACAAAGUUGCCAAUUUGUUAUCAAUUUACAAGACUAAUAAACUACCAAAGCUCGCCGAAGCAUUAGCCCUUGAAUCUUUAUCAUUAUCAAACGAUGAAAGCUGCAGACUGAAUAUUGACGAGGCCACAAUAUGGAAUGCCAGUAGGGAGAUAAUCAACUCCGAACUGAUCACGUCGGAAAUUAAUCACGUAUUGAUGCGUACAGCUCAAAAUUACGAGACGAUUUCCAGUUCGGAUCAGAAUAACUUUUUCACUUUCUUCGCCUACGAACGGGCGAUGCUAGAACUCUGGUCCGACGCCGUUGAGAAUUCACUUAGGGUGGACAUGGAAAGAUACAUCGAAGAAUUAAAUGUAUUGUACGAAUUGGCAUUGGCCAAAAUUCAGAGGCAAAAUUGCAGACGAGGAUCGGAGAGCGAUAAAGCUAUUUCGUCAGGGUCCUUGCUAAAAGAAUUCGCGGAUAUAAUUGCACACAAAGCACUAAUUGAUUCACGCAUUUCUGUUUUGCGAGGUGAAACUGAGAAUAUGAGUAAUCAGAGUGAUGAAGGAAGCAAUUUCGUGAUUAAUAUAUUUGAUUUAGAGUCUUGCUGGGAUUGCUUGGAGAACUUAGAAUUAGUUGAUGUCCGGGAAGAUUUGCAAGCAGAAUUUAAAAGUAUGCUUGGAAAUGUUAAACACAGCAUACCGCACGAUUUGUAUCUAGGAGUAGAGCUGGUUCAACUGGCGAGCGCGAUCAAAGAUUUGGAGGCCGAUAUUGUCAGUCUUGGCAAUGUGAUAGGUGCAAAUAUCCAAACGAAUGGCGCUUGCGAAGAUUUCAAGGAUAUACUUGCAAGAUGUGGACAUCUGAGGCAGAACCUUAAGGAUAUUGAGCAAAACGUUUUGUUGAUGAAAAAUAACCCAAACAAUAGAUGCGAAGAUGAAGAGAGGAAGCAGAUUUAUUUGGGUACGGAAUACUUGAAUCACGUCAGAUCUUUAAGAGCUGCAUACAGAGAAGCAUUAUCUAACUGUGAAAGUGAGAAACAACAGAGAGAUUUGGAAACUCUGCAGCUCCUCUGCGAACGUGUUUUGGUAGCAAUGGAACAAUGGCAUAGGAAAACUCUACAAGAUUUGCGCGACUGUCAUGGCAGGGAAUUACAAGCUCUGAGACAGGAGAAAGAACAAGCACUGGCUGAAGAAACACAAGCAACUUUGGCAGCUCUAGACGCAAUGAGAAAAGCUCAUGAAGCUGAAGUUUUGAGGGAAGUCGCAAGGUUCAAGCAGAACUUCGCAAGAGAGCAACAAAGCGAGAUGUUAGAGCUAAAGGAGCGCUUGAGUGUGAAGUGUUUAGAAGCGGCUGCUUUACAUGAGCAAUUAGGUAGUGCCACAAGGCAGUUAUCUCACGCACAGCAACAAAUUUUACAGCUUGAGCGCAGUCCAUUUCAGGUAAACUAACUCAUUUCACAACCCGUCCCCUGUGUGUAUCGAAAAAAACAUAUUUUUUAAUUUGUUUUAGAAUUAAUGGUAGAUUAAGAAGCAGUCUACUACUAGUCCUUAAAAUAGCCUCAUAUACGUAAUUUUAAUGUUAUUUUGCUUGUAUGUUAUUAUUCUCCCGAGGAAAAUGUAUAAUUUCCAUUU